Daucus carota subsp. sativus is the source of this 1663-nucleotide messenger RNA. RefSeq names its product anthranilate phosphoribosyltransferase, chloroplastic. Lineage: Eukaryota; Viridiplantae; Streptophyta; Magnoliopsida; Apiales; Apiaceae. The record is from RefSeq and is a predicted model, not a curated record. The transcript is spliced from 10 exons. Gene Ontology annotation, molecular function: anthranilate phosphoribosyltransferase activity. Gene Ontology annotation, biological process: L-tryptophan biosynthetic process. Bases 98 to 1378 code for a protein of 426 amino acids. Gene Ontology annotation, cellular component: cytosol.
GGCCUUGCUCUUGCUCAUACUAGUACCCAAAUAAAAGCAGCAUGGCUAAUUUUUUUUAUAUGUAAUUUGCAUCACCAGUGUCUGUCAGACGUUUAACAUGGCUAGUAUUAAAUUUUCAGUCUCACUUCCUGUUAGUCCUGCUCCUUGUGGUUGGAUUUGCAAGCACCGCAGUUCUGGAGGAUUCGCGGUGCUGAAUUAUCCAGGCAGUAGACUGUCGCGUUGCAGAUCACUAGCUUCUGCGGUCACUGAUGUGGCCUUUUCUCCUUCUCCACUGAUUCAUGUCCCCGGUUCAUCUCCUAAAGAGCAGUUGAUAGAGUGUCUGUUGAACCGCGAGGACUUGAGCGAAAAGGAGGCUGAAGAUGCACUUGAAUUUUUGCUUAGUGAGGCUGGCAGUGAUGCUCUAAUUAGUGCUUUUCUUGUUCUCCUCAGAGUCAAAGGAGAAACUUCUGAGGAAAUUGCAGGAUUUGCGAGGGCGAUGAUGAAAUGUUGUCAGAAGGUGGAAGGAAUAUAUGGUGCAGUUGAUAUUGUUGGAACAGGAGGCGAUGGAGCAAACACAGUAAAUAUAUCAACUGGCGCUGCUAUACUUGCUGCUGCUUGUGGAGCAAAAGUUGCGAAGCAAGGCAAUCGAUCAAGUUCUUCUGCCUGUGGAAGUGCAGAUGUAUUGGAAACCUUGGGAGUAGCCAUUGAUUUGGACCCAAAGGGAGUUAAGGCAUGUGUUGAUGAAGUGGGGAUUGGUUUUAUGAUGUCUCCCAAGUAUCAUCCAGCUAUGAAGAUUGUUGCUCCUGUGAGGAAGAAACUGGGAGUCAAGACAGUGUUUAACAUAUUAGGUCCUAUGUUGAAUCCUGCCCAGAUAUCUUUUGCAGUUGUUGGUGUAUACAAGCAAAAUAUAGCAAGCAAGAUGGCUUACGCUCUGCAAAGAUAUGGCAUGGAAAGAGCAUUAGUUGUUCAUUCAGAAGGGCUGGAUGAAAUGAGUCCUCUUGGCCCUGGAGUAGUGUACAAUGUCACUCCUGAAAAGAUACAUCAAUCACAUUUUGACCCUUUGGAUUUUGGUAUCCCACGCUGCUCUGUUGAAGACUUAAAAGGCGGAGGCCCUGAUUAUAAUGCUGAAAUACUAAGGCGCGUGCUUGCUGGUGAAAGAGGACCGAUUGCAGAUUCAUUUGUCCUAAAUGCAGCUGCGGCUUUAUUGGUCAGCGGGCAUGUAAGAACCUUGGCUGAAGGCGUAGCUCUUGCCCAUGAUACACAUCAAUCAGGAAAAGCUCUGCGUGUACUUGAAUCUUGGAUUACCAUUUCAAACAAAAUGAAAAAAUCUGAGAGUAAUCUGAUUGAAGAGCAUCUGGUUGGCGAAAAUGUAUACCGCUUUGAGACAAAGGGUCAAUAAGCUAUCUACAGUAUAUGCAGCUACUUGAGGAAGACGUUUAAAUUCGAAUACUGAACUGAUAUAUUGCUUCUGAAUUCGAUCAGGCUGCUAGCUGAUGCUUCUAGUCCAACUAUUAGGCAUUUUACCAUCAGUUGUUUAGUUGGAAAAGAAAGACUAUGAUGAUAGGAUAGCAGCGUUACAUUAUAAAAAUGUGAUAUCAUUCACCUCAGAAGCCUCAUACAAUGCAAUAUGACAAACUUAUGCUAGUACUCUAAUGAAUCAAAUCCGCCAAUCUGAAUUGAUAUC